Messenger RNA from Chiroxiphia lanceolata (lance-tailed manakin), 682 nucleotides. RefSeq names its product protein unc-13 homolog A-like. The transcript is spliced from 7 exons. Gene Ontology annotation, biological process: synaptic vesicle maturation; dense core granule priming; synaptic vesicle priming. Gene Ontology annotation, molecular function: syntaxin-1 binding; diacylglycerol binding; calmodulin binding. The record is from RefSeq and is a predicted model, not a curated record. The coding region runs from base 86 to 682 and encodes 198 amino acids. Lineage: Eukaryota; Metazoa; Chordata; Aves; Passeriformes; Pipridae. Gene Ontology annotation, cellular component: neuromuscular junction; terminal bouton; synaptic vesicle membrane.
UAAUUCAAGCCAAACUAUUUCUUUUCCUCUUGUGAAGAAAAAGCUGAAUUCCAAUGAGUGUUCUUUAAAGUGUUUCUCUACUGAAAUGGAACUUCUCUCUGUGAAAGUGAAAAAAGGAAGGCUGGAUAAAAUGACUGAUGCAUCCAAAACUUAUGUUGUUUUAAAAGUCCAAAAUUUGAAAAGCACUACAAUCGACAGACGAGGAAGUGACCCUUGCUGGGAACAAGACUUCAUGUUUGAAAUCUGUGCUGAUGGAAAGGGCUUCCUUGUAGAGCUGUGGAAGAAAGGCUUGCUCUGGGAUAGCAUUUUGGGAGUUUUAUGGAUUCCCCUUGCAACUGUGGAAUAUGCAACAGAUGAAGGCCCGGGUUCCUGGUGGACCUUGCAUUCUGAAGUAAUAAAAAAUGGAAGUGAGAUUCAAGGCACAAAAACACCAACUUCACACGAGAUCUUACUGGAUGUCUAUUUUGCUUUACCAUUUGAUACCCACAAAGACUUAGAUUGCACAGCCUGGCACAGAGGGCCACCCCUCCAAAGUACAAGACCUUCACAUCAAGAUACAUCUGGUAUUUGGUCACCCAUGGAAAGUGGUCUCAGCACACAAGAGAGCAAACCAAGAUACAUGUAUAUCUGUCCUGUUCUCACCCUUGGGCAUGUGUCUACACAGAGUUCACCUAUUCAAUAG